Messenger RNA from Entrophospora sp. SA101, 1995 nucleotides. NCBI's taxonomy places the organism in Eukaryota, Fungi, Glomeromycota, Glomeromycetes, Entrophosporales, Entrophosporaceae. The record is from the annotation of a GenBank genome assembly.
AUGCUUAGUGAAGCUGAACUUAAAAAAAAAGAAGAGGAGGAUUUUAAAUUAGCCGUAGCUCUUUCGCUUGAUGAAGUCAAUAAACGUAAAUCGCAAAAUUUUUUAUCAAAUAAAUUCUCAACCCAACCAUCAAUCACUGCUUCAAAUAAAGAACUUCCUCAAAAGCCAGCAAAAAAAACAGGAAAUACUAAAAGAGUCAAGGCGCUAUAUGACUUUGCUCCUACUGAAGCGGGCGAGCUUGGGUUUGUACGUGGUGACGUCAUUUCGGUUAUUGAUAAUGAUGUUUAUAAAGAUUGGUGGCGUGGAGAAAUACGUGGCAAGACAGGAAUUUUCCCAGAAACAUUGUCAGAGCCAACACCUGAUGAUAUUGAAAAAGAAGCUGAAGUCGAAACUUUAAUAUUUGCACAAGCUCAAAAAAUAGAAAUUUUAUUGGAAAAGUUAAAAAGAAUAGAUUUACAAAAAAAAAAUGCCAUGGAGGAUGAAGAAAUCCAGGAACUAUAUAGUUCUAUGUUACCAAUUAGAUCAAAAUUGGUUAAAGUUAUUGAAAAAUAUAGUCAAAAGAAAGAUCAACUGAUCUCAUUACACAGUAAAUUUAUUCAGUCUACCAAGACUUAUGAGAAACUUAUGCAAGAAUCAAUUCAAAAAUAUGAUUAUCCAUCAUCUAUAUCAUACUCUACAAAGGUAGCUCAAAAUCCAAACUAUAAUUUAAUUAGCCAACAAAUUCCUCAAGAUUAUCAUUUAUUAAAACAAGAAGCUUCUGUUCUAGCAACUUUUCCUCAAGCUUCUUCGAUUUUGUAUCAACAACAACAGCAAUCUGAUAUGUAUAAUCAAUCAAAAUUUUAUAAUCCUCAAAAAAUUCAAUACCCAUUAUUGCCUUCUCAACAUCUUCAGAAUCAACAAAUUACAUACCAAUCUUUACCACAAGAAAUUUUAAAUCAGCAAAAUUUGCUCCAUCAACAACAUACCAGGGCAACAAAAUAUUCUUCUAAUCAAUUAAAUGGCUACAAUGUAACUCCAACCAUUCAACAAUUAUCAGCGCAACAACCUAUACAACUACAAAAUUUUCAACAACAACUUCAACAGCAAUUGCAACAACAAGCUUUGCAACCUCAGCAACAAACCAUGCAAUCCCAACAACUUCAACAAAAAACUGUACAACCUCAGCAGCAAACUUUGCAGCCUCAACAAAUUCAACAGGAGUUGCAACAGCAAACUUUACAACCUCAGCAGCAAACCUUGCAACCCCAACAACUUCAACAGAAAGCUGUACAACAUCAACAGCAAACUUUGCAGCAUCAACAAAUUCAACAGGAGUUGCAACAGCAAACUUUACAGCCUCAACAGCAAGUUUUGCAACCCCAACAACUUCAACAGCAGUUGCAACAGCAACCUUUGCAACCUCAGCAACUUCUUCAGCAGCAAAACUAUGCAUCAGAUGACAUCACAGCACUUACAAAUGCUUCUCAACAAACUCAAUUUUCUACGCAAAACACACAACCAGAUAACCCAAAACAUAAUUUAAACUCAAAGCAACAAUCUCAAGGUUCUAUUAAUAGUUUGCAAGAUUCCUCUAAUCAAUUAAAUAAUUCAUUCUCUCAACAACAAGUUCAGUAUUUGUCUAAUCAAACAUCACAAGAUUAUACAAAUUCUGCAGAUAUAUACACAUUAUUACGAAAUCCAUCUCAAAAUUUACAAGAUGCCGCCACAAUAAAUCAAGCUCAAUUAACACAGCUAUCAAUUCAAUAUCAAGAUCCUAAAAUAUUUAAUAAUACCUCAACUACCCCAUCAUCUGUUCAACAUCAAAACUUUAUUCCAUAUGAUUCUCAGUUUGCUGUUGCAACUCCUGUUGAAUUUGUUGAGGCUGCAAAGUUUGCUGCUGAGGUUGUACAGUUUUUUGUUGAAGUUGUUGGGAUUGCAUGGUUUGUUGCUGAGGUUGCAAAGCUUGUUGUUGCAAUUGCUGUUGAAGUUGUUGUUGAAAAUUUUGUAGUUGUAUAG